This is a messenger RNA of Porites evermanni, 14308 nucleotides long. Lineage: Eukaryota; Metazoa; Cnidaria; Anthozoa; Scleractinia; Poritidae. The record is from the annotation of a GenBank genome assembly.
AUGUUUGCCUCCUUUUCAAGGCAAACUGGACAAAGUACAAAGGCUCUCAACCUUGGUUCAUACAACUACCUUGGGUUUGCGGAGAAUGUUGGGUCAUGUGCGGAGGCUGCAGAGGAGGCAGUAAAACAAUAUGGUGUGGGAGGAUGUAGCCCACGACAUGAGUAUGGUAAAGACUCAUACAGUAUUCAAACUUGUACACUUUUCCUAUGAAGCUAUUAUGGUCCCUAUGAAGGCGAAAAGGUUCAAUUACAGGGUUUGCAAAUUUUAUUGAUGAGUGGAGUCAGUGUGACUUCUGGUUCACAAAUUUUUGAGUCAUUUUGGAAUAUUUGGAGUCAAGUAUCACAACGAGAAAAGCCAAACAGACUUUCCAGCACAUGGUCCUGGCAUGUAUACACUAUCGUGAGGGAUACACCUUUCAUCGUAAUUUACCCUCUUCCUGUUUUUUGGUCGUGCAGUAUAAUUCUUUAAUUUCGAUGAUUUAAUUAAGGUUUACAACGUUUACAAUUAACGUAAAUUGUAUUUGUUGUGAAAAAGGUAAGGACAAAACUAUGUUUGUUACCGAAGAUUUCUGGAGUCGAAGUGACUCCCUCCGUAACCUCAGUGGAGUCAUUUGAACAAUUUUGGCAUAAAAUACGCCAAAUUUGGCGUAUUUGCGAACCCUGAAUUAUCCAUGAUAUUAGAAUUAAAUUUGUGGUUUGCAGAUUGUCAUCACCAGAUUAUGCAGAGCUUGACAUUAAAGGGUUGCCCACGUUCCCAGGGCAACUAAAAGUUUUUUGGGGGCAACUUAGUUUCAGGUUCUAGUUGCCCUAUUGAUCAACUGUUAAUUUCUGGGAAUGUGGCUUCUGGGUAAUUUAUCUUCUUUAAUAGUUGUUUCAUUCGAGCACUUGUUCUUUUCCAUUGAUUGGAUAGACAAAUGGCUGACAAACGAAUAGUAAACAGCUUUUCAAAGGUUUUAAGAACAGAAUUGACCAGUCCGAUUGCAAAAUCCACUAGCCUUGGGCUACUAGACACAGCUUUCUUUGCCAGUGCACCAUGCUGCUACCAUUUCAGUUGCCAUGGCGAGUGAAAAAAGAUAUUGGUGACUAAACUUGCAGCAAAAGUUGUCAAUUUGGUGACCUUUUUUUUUGGUAGUCAUGUUUCAAGGUGUACAACAUUAGUUUAUCAGUUAGUGUAAAUGGUCUCUCUAAAGUUAAAUUUAGGUGAACAUUUGCAAGAAAUAUUAUUUAUGCUCGGUAUUCAAGACAAUAUAUUUCUUUUCACCCUGGUUGUCCCAGUGUGAACUGUGGGGCAUCCAAAUUUGAUUGCAAUGUAGGCAUGAUAGUUAGGCAGCCAUUUUGAUAAGGCAAGUGGGAACUGGGUCAGAUGACAACAAGAAUGAAGGUAUCUUGUUGCAACAGCUCUUUAAACUUCAAGCAAAUAAGUAUGAUGCAAAAACUGAUUUCCCAUGAGAAAAAGUAUUCUUUGCACUUGCUCUGGUGAAAAACAAGUUGGAAAAAUGCAUCUGUUCUUUCAGGUGUCAUCCAGGCAUUCAGAGUUUCAUGCUUUCAUCAUGUACAAUACUGGAGUAUUAAUUAAAGCAACGCCGGAAACUGCAUUAUUGUAUAUUUGACUGGUUUUAGUAGCUGCCAUUGAGAUCAGACAAAAAAUUCGUGCCUGACAUGGUACUGCACUAAAUGGGUUUGCAUGUGUCUAAAAUUAAUAGCUGUAAAACAAAAGGAAAAGUACAACCUUUCUUUUAUUUCAUCAUUCGAUGGAGUUUACAACGAUGUGCGAGGUAGACAACAUUUUGAGAAAUUUGAAGGCUUUUUUUGCUGCUGGAGAUUCAUUUGCUGCAAAAAAAGCUACUGAAACUUGGCAAAAAUAUGAAUCAGUUCUACGGAAGGAAACUGUUUCAGAAAUAUUAUUACUUCAGAAGCUUAUGUGAGUAUCAAUGUACUUUGAACAGCUUCAUGCAAAACACAUGAAAAAUGAAAUACUGGUACAAUCAAUUUGGUCAGUGGUAUAACCCUUUCUGUAAAAUUACUCCAGGCUUUUUUUAAUGGCAACCAAUAUUUUAUGUCAGGCAACUAUUUUAUACUUUAAGACUUCGAAAAAAAUUGAGCUCGGAGUACUGUUUGGAUGCUGUUUGUUCAUGUAGUGUUUCCCAGGAUGCCUUUAAUGUAGAUGUUACAGGUCAAAUUAUGGUGUGUUUCUCUCCCCUGCAGGUACUCUGGAAAACCUGCAUGAUGAGUUAGAACAUCUUGUUGCACGGUUUAUUGGCAAACCAGCUGCUAUGACGUUUGGUAUGGGCUUUGCUACCAACUCAACUAACAUACCAACCCUGGUAGGUAAAGGAGACCUAAUAGUCAGUGAUGAGCUGAACCAUGCAUCACUUGUAUUGGGAGCUAGAUUGUCAGGAGCAAAAAUUAAGGUCUUCAAACAUAAUGGUAAGAAUUCUUCCAGUUAUGUUUCAUUAGUAGUUGGUGCCCACGGUAUAGAGAGGAGACGUCAUUACAUCACAUGUCCAUGGUAGCAAAAUUUCUGGAUCGCAACAAAGCAUGGUCCUGCAAAUAUGACAGAAAAAAAAACAAAAAAUUGACAUUGGUGACUUUCCUGUGCAUGAUUGCCCUUAGAAACAAACUGUAAGCUCUUACUUUUCUUCCAUCGUUCAACAAUGCAAAUGGCCGUCUCUGUCAAGAAAGAUUAUUGAGAUCCAGAAAGUUUGCAAAUGUGGGCAACAUGAUGUCACACUUCUCCUCUCUGUUACUUCAGAUAACAUUAGAAGCAAAUGUUCUGUAACUACAGCUGUACAUGUAGUUUUAAAUGUCAUAUGAAGACAGUCUCCUUUCAAGAAUCAUAUUAGGUAUAAAUGUACUUGUAAUUUAAACAAGUUUCAUUUUUUAUUUCUUUUAUGUUGCAUGGAAAUAUGUAUUAGCCUUUCUGCUACUGGAGAAUUUGCGAAAAUAAAGUUCAUAUAUUUCUCUAUGUGUGUUUAUACAGGAUUUUUUUUGUAAAUUGCUCAGUAAGAUUUCUUAUAAUUUAUUUAAGUUAUAAUUUAUUUUGUAUCUGCCUUUAGAUAUGAAGAGUUUGGAGAAUAUUCUCCGCGAGUCAGUUGUCCAGGGGCAACCUCGCACCCACAGACCUUGGAGGAAAAUACUUAUCAUUGUUGAGGGUGUAUACAGGUGAGCUAAGAUUGGUGAAGCCAUAUAUAUGCAUUUUUGACCACACAUUUUUAUGGACUAUAAAUACGAAAAAUCUCAAACAAGCUCUUUUGACCGAACAGUGUACAAGUUUAGUGUUAAUAACCGAGACAACUUGGUCACUGAUUUUUGGAAAACACUGUCACAAUUGCCAUUGAUGUAGAAAAUAAUAUUUAGCAAUAUAUUAUUACAUUCAGCUUUCGUAUGAUCUGUAGAUAUCACUAAAUGUAUGUAUAAAUUAAUGUAAAACCAAAUCCAGUUAUAAACCCUUACAAAAAUAGUGCCUAUUUUACCUCUAUUUUUUUUCUAUUUUCCAUCCUAUUUGUUCUCUAUCAUUUCCUUGGUUUUUCUCUAUUUUUAAGCACUAUCAAGCACUAUUUUAAAUAUAUUUUUACUCUAUUUUAAACCUGUUAUUUUGAAACAAAAAAGAGGAAAAAAAUAGUGUUAAAAAAUAGCCUUAAAAUAGUAUAUAAUUCUGAGAAAAAUAGGGUUAAAAUAGUCUGAAAUUGAAAACUGCUGAAAUAUCAAAUAGCAAUAAAAUAGAGAAAAAAUAACCAAAAACCAUCAUUAAAGUAGAAAUAUAAUAGAGGAAGCUUCAGAACAAAAUUGAAAUAAAAUAGGGAGGUGAUUUAAAAACUAUUUUUUCCCUAUUUGAAACAAAAAAUAGGGACAAAGCAAAUAGAUUAAUUUUAUAAUGGUGUUGUAAAAUAGCUAAAAAUAGUGUCAUUUUCUGCAAAAAUAGGGUUAGAAUAAGGACCUAAAUGCAAAAAUUCCAUACUUAAAAAGUAUGUACUAAUAUAAAUAUAACUUAUGGGUCAAAUGUGCCUACCAUAUUUUUUAAAUUAAGAACAAACACAGUACAGUGAAACCUUGAUUUAAUGAAGUGCCAUUAAAGGGACUGGGAAAAUUUGUUUGAUACAUUGAGGGUUCAUUACAUUGAAUGCCUCCGUUUAACGAAUUUUGGAGAAAACUACCAAAAUGAACAUUAUAUCGAGGUAUAGUUAAUAAUUAAUUUACAAAACCUAGCAUUUCCGGAUCUGAAUAAUUACCGUAAUAACAUUUCAGUACCGAGCCACAAUAUAUUUACGGCACUAGAAACUCAAGAACAGGCAAGAAAAACUGUCUAAACCGACUGUAGACAUAAAUUUUAUCCUUGUUGGUCUGUUUGGCAUUCAUCUUUUAUCACGUGCUGACAUUUAUUCAUUAUAUCGAGGUAUAUUUUACGUUUUCCCUUGUGGAUCGUGUUCGUUAUAACGAGGAUUUCGUUAAAUCGAGGUCCUGUCCAUACAUUUUACUGUAAUUUUGGCCGGGAUGAAGAAGAUUGUUCUUUAUAACGAGGACUUCGUUAUAUAGAGGUUUGUUAAAUCGAGGUUCCACUGUAAUCGAUAGCCACAAAGCUGGACUAAAUGAAUGAUAUAUGGCUCAGCUAGUCAAUUCCUCUUGACUCAGUGACACACAUCUUUGAUCCCAUAUAUUAAAUCUUUUUAUCACCUCUAGACCUUUUGGUUACUUACAAAAAACUUGAUUAUAAGCUAGGUGUAAUCAUCAUACCCUCUCAAAAUAAGUCUGAGAAUUCCCAGGAAUUCCUAGGGAAAAAUUGUUAGAAAUUCCUAGGAAAGUGUGAAUUUUCACAGUAAUUUUGGACUUGGAAUUCCUAGGAAUUCUUAGGAAUUCCCAGUUUGAAAAGUUCUGGUUCUAAAUUCCUAGAAAUUCCCACAUAUUCCAAAUGCAAAUGAAACUAGACUUGGAAUUCCCAGGAAUUCCAACUUACAAGUUCAAAAAUUCUUAGAAAUUCUCAGAAAUUCUUAGGAAUUCUAGGAGUUUACACUGGUUUAACGUCAUGUAAUCAAUCAACAUCCAUUAUGCCAGGAUAGUAAAGUAUAUUCAAAUUUAAUGAUUUAUAGUCAUCAACUGGAGAAAGCAUGAAAGUUACAGUUUAAACAAGUUUAUGUAUAAAUUGAACAGACAGAAAAACAGACUUGAUUAUAUUAAUUUUGAAACGGGAACAUACCAUAUAUGUUUAAAAAAAAGGAAAAGUCAGGCCAACUUUCUUCCAGCAAGCUUAUCUGCUAAGCCCUUACUGAGCUGGUCUCAAACUGAGAACAAAAUAAUGAACUGGAAACUAAAAUGGUGGUAGACAUGGCGAUAAAAAUAAGCCGGUUAAGCUUACAUUUUCAUAACUACAGUAGAACCCCAGGUAACUCUAGCUCUGAAAAAGCGAAAAACAGUUCGAGUUUAAGGGGGGAAUUCGAGUUAUCGGGUAAAUUUCAGCGAAAUUUUGAUCAGUGGAAAGCAAAUUUAGUUCGAAUUAGCGGGGAAUUAGCGUAAUCCGAGUUAGAGUUAUCGAGGUUCUUCUGUAUACAUGUACAUAUCUGCCAGAAUCAGUAAGCUUAUUCAAGUAGGAUUCCAUCAACUAUUUGCAACAAUGACUACAGUCACGUCUCCAGUAAACAAAAAGGAACCAAUAACUGGUAUUUCUUGCAUCUUGACGUUUCCCGAUCAUAUUAGAAUGUUAAUAUUAUGUCCAGCGUCAAUUGUUUGAGAACAUACCUUCACCUUCCACAAUCCAGCUGACUUAUCUUUCUUGGACAUGACUGGAAGCACGUUUCAUGUGUCAACAACAAAAUAAAUGAACAAUCUGCCUUUAAAAAACGUCCAUUUUGGAAGCAAAAUAGCCUCGUGCUCUUGUAGCUUCUUGUUAAUAGAAAGGCCGCGUGAAUUUGAACCGAUAAACGGAACUUCAAUUCAUACUUUUCUAUUGGUUCAGAAAGCACACGUGACGAUGGAAGGUGGGAGACUGGUAACCAUUUAACUCAAACAACAAACAUUCAAACAACAUGGCGGAAUGGCAAGUCAGGUAAUCUACUUUUUGAUUGAGUUUAGUGAGUGGACAAAGCGGUCGUUUUCAGAGCCGAAUGAAAUAUUCCAAUGCUUUUGAGGUGUUAGCGUUAGCUACAAGAGGAAAAUUUCGCACUGAAACGAUGGGCAUUACCUACAAAGCUCCGACGAAAAACGUGUUGUGGACAUCCGUCAUCGUUUGGACUCAGUUGGACUUGCUCAGGAACAAGAGAACACACUUUGUCUUGAGAAUAUGAGGACCAGCGCUUACUUACUACACUUCUUCCGGUAAAUAAAUCACACAGACAGUUCUAUGGUCCAUGGCAAAUUAUUGAUGACCCUGAACCAUUCAGGCCAUGAAAUCGACAGUUGCAAAAUUCAUGCAGACCAGAUGAUGAAAAAAGAUUCAUAGGAUUUUCAUUGAACUCAUGCUGGUAGUGAAUUUAUACAUAUUUUGCAAUGGAAUGGAAUUUUUCUCCAAAAAUAAGAAAAAACAGUCUAUUUGUAAUCUAUUUACCAUUUUCUCAAGGGUUUCUUAGAUAAAAUAGAAUUGUGAUAGCCUAUUUUAUGUAUAUUUUUCACAGCAAAUGGCUGUAGUCUUUCCUAUGUGCAGAAAAAUACAAAUAAAACAGCCUAUUUUGUCACUAUUUUAUAGAACAAUUUAAGUUUUAGAUAUUAAAAUAGGAUUAAAAUAGCCUGCUUAACAUGCUUUUUUCAGUAUGUUCUGUGAAAACAGAAAUAAAAUAUACCACUCUUUUCUAACUUGCUUAAAAAUCGGUUUAAAAUAAAAGUAAAACACAAAUAAAAUAGAUGGGCUAUUUUCCUUUUCAGGUAAAAUAGGAUUAAAAUAUAACUCAGUGAGAAUAAAAUUGGAUGAAAAUAGACGUGAUAGCAUAAAAAUAGCCAUAAAAUAUAAAUAAAAUAGGGUUAUUUUUGUAAGGGAAUGAUAAUUAUAUUUUAUUAUUCAUUCAAAUUAUUUCAGUGCCAGUCUGGAGAAUUUGUAAGGGUUAACCUCCUUGAACUAAGCUAUAAUCUUGUAUUCUUUUAUUUUUUUCUAGUAUGGAGGGCUCUAUUGUAAGACUCCCAGAAGUCAUUGCCCUUAAAAAGAAAUACAAAGCAUACCUUUUCCUGGAUGAGGCCCACAGCAUUGGUGCCAUGGGUCCUCGUGGAAGAGGUGUGACUGAUUACUUUGGAGUGGAUCCUAAUGACGUUGACAUCAUGAUGGGUACAUUUACCAAGAGUUUUGGUGCAGCAGGAGGGUACAUUGCAGCAACUAAGGUGAGUUUACAUGUAAGAGUGCAGUUUAACUCUCUCUACAGUGGCCACUUGGGGGACAGAGGUAAUUGGCUGUUGUAAAGCGGUGACCUUUAUGGAGAGGUAGACCAUUUUUGAGAGAAAGGGUAGGACAUUUUUAUUUUCAAAACAUGUAUCACAAUCAAAGAAUGUCAAUGAAACAUAAACCAAAUCUUCAGCUCAUGAAAAAAAAAUUGUCAACAAAACAAAACAUGCAAAGUAGGAUAGAAUAAUAUUGGCACAUUCGCUUUUGCAUUGUGGAUCUUGUAAUGGCCAUUGUGGAGAAGUUAUUUUGGGAGUUGGGACAGACUGAAGUGGCUGUUGCUACUGUGCAGUGGUGUUUGUUAGCGAGAGGUCAGAGAGAGGUAGAAUUAUUCUACCAAAGGCCACCUCGUCAGGGGUGAAUGCAUUAGUUAUUAACCCAUUCACCCCUGAGCCAUGCGUUUCAGCUCAUGUGGAUCCACCUCCAUUGUACUGGUUUGUCAUCAGCAGUUUUAACAGUCCUUGACAACUUUGACACCUACAUGUAACUAAACCAUAUGCUCAAACUUGAUGUUUAGCCAAAUGUUUUAGCAUCAGGAAUAGAAGUCCACAAAGUGCUUGAAUGUGUACUGUCACUCUUCAAAUUUAACAUCCUUGGCAUAAAACACUUCUAGAUGGUCUUGACAUUCUAUGAGUACCUUUUUGUAUAUAUUCUACCACAUGAAAUUCAAGGUAUAUGUAUAUAUUUUUAUUAGGAGUACACUUUCAAAGUUCCUGUCCUUGAUGAGAGAGGUACAUGUAUGGAGAGCUUAGAUGUUUCCCAAGGCUGCCAAGUUGCAUUUCCCAUAUUGUUAUAUGAUUAAUUAUAUUUGCACUGUUUAACUAACAAUAGGUUAACACUGGUUUCAUUUUACAGGAGAUAAUUGACCAUAUCAGAGGUUGUUCCCACAGUGCUGCAUAUGCUUCGUCCAUGUCACCACCUGUUGCCAUGCAAAUUAUUUCAUCUAUGAAGAUGAUUAUGGGUGAAGAUGGCACUGAUAAAGGUUAGUUUUAGUGCGUUGGCAAUUCAACAAAAAUUCUGGUUUGAAAUUUGGGAAAUUCCAUGUGCCCAGUGGAACAGUACAUUCCAGUUGCACAGACCCGACCCAAGCCACCACGUGUUUGGUUAUUGUUCUUGUAAGUAAGAUACAAAAGAGUGGUAUUGGGGACAACAAUUUUGUCAAAUGGAACGGGUCAUUUCGGUCCAACCGACCAAGAUAACCAGACUAGUCAAAGUGGACCACCUUCAAAGCUGGUCCCAAAUAUUCUGGUUAGACCAAACCGAAAUGGUCCGUUCCAUUUGAUGUAACAACUGAAAUUUCCAGAGUUUUGGGUUGAAUGGAAAGGGUCCAUGAUGAGCUACAUCUCAGCCAAUGUCAGCAAGCAGUAAAUUCUCUUCUCUUUUCCCCGUGAUGAUGUGUAAUGCAGCCAGCAAUAGUGGUGCAAUUUUUAGGAAGGCAAAAUCUGCUUCACCUUUGUACUGCCAUGCUCAUGUCUUUUUUUAUUUUAUCCCCUGACCAAAAUUGGGAGGUGUAGAAGAAGCACCCUUUGAUUUGCCCAGACUCCUUGAUGGUUACAUGAGAAGACAAAUUCACACACCCAAACAAAAAGGCCUGCAAUGCUGAUGAGGAAAACUUGUUUAACAUUACAGACCUUUUCACCCCUUGCUGAUCAUUUCUGUUUCUCUUAUGACUUUUUAUGUUUGAUUAAUUAGUGAUGUUGUGAAAAGAAAUUAGAAGCUUGGUAACUCAACAUUUUUAUUUCUUCUCUCACAGGAAAGAAGAGACUGACUGCUUUGGCCGAAAACAGCAAGUAAGAAAGAGAAAAAUACAUAUAGACCUUUUUGCCAAAUAUUUGACAGGCAUAAUAAUUAACAAAAGACUAUCAUGGGAUGCCCAAGGGACAUGGGUAUAUGUAUUUCCACAAACCCCUUCAUUUUUGGACAAUUCACACAAAGUUUGUUUAAUGUACGAUUUGAGUGAGAUAAUGGCGAUUUUUUAACCAUUGUGUUGGGUUUUAAAAAUGGGCAUUUGCCAGUUCAGUUCAGUUGAUUUAUUUGGACAAAGUAAAAUUCAAAAAUGAUUAGCUUGCAAGGGAGUGCAAAUUAAUAAUUAAGAGGAUUCAAAGUCCAGGCUUCCUAGUCAUGGAAAGUAAAGAUAAAAAUAAGUCUAAAUUUACAUCUAUGCCCUGUUUNCUAUAAUUUCACUUUGAUCUCCAGCUUCAUUAUUUGAGUACGUGGUUACCAUCAGAAGACACAUUACAAAGCAGGAACGUACCUUUACCUUUCACAAUCCAGCUGACUUAUUGUUCUCGGACAUGACUGGAAGCACGUUUCAUGUGUCAACAACAAAAUAAAUGAACAAUCCGCGUUUAAAAUAACGUCAAUUUCUGAUGCAAGAUACUUGUGCUCUUGCUAAUGAAAGUCCGCGUGAAUUUGAAUUCACCAAACGGAACUUCAUUUCACACUUUUCCAUUGGUUCAAAAGGCGCUCGUGAUGACGCAAUUCACUUAGUGGGGAAACUGGUAACCAGUAUAGCUCAAACAUGGUGGAUGAUUUUGCUCCAUGAUGAGCAAGUUGAAAAAAGCGGUCGUUUUCAGAGCUAAAUAAAAUAUUCCAACGCUUUUGAGGUAUAAGCAGCGAGAGGAAAAUUUUGUAUUGUUUUUUUUAAGAAGCGAUGACCUUUUAUUAGGCAAAGCCGCGAUGAAAAACGAGUUGUGGACAUGUUUGGAAAGCUCAGGUACGAGAAGUGCACUUUGAAUAAGCUUUCAGUAUCGUGCUUAUUGUUGAUAAUUUUUUUUUAAAGAUUUAAGUUGCAAUAAAUGUUGUAUAUAGAUGCUGGUUAAUGUCAAGAAAUCCUUGUUGUUAUAGGCAAUUAAAGAAAUGAAUUCCUAGGAAUUCCCAAAAAUUCCCACUGGUGUUUUAACCCAUUCCCAAGUAUUCCCAAAUAUUCCAAGGUUUUUCAUCUUUGCUCAUUUGCAUGUCUUGGAAUAAAUUGGAAUUCCUAGGAAUUCCUAGGAAAUCCUAGGAAUUCCCAGAACUCUGGGAAUUCAUUUCGCAAGGGUAGCGCGCUGUCAAUCCAACAAAAAUUCUGGUUUGAAAUUUGGGAAAUUCCACGUGCCCAGUGGAACAGUACAUUCCAGUUGCACAGACCCGACCCAAGUCACCACGGGUUUGGUUAUUGUUCUUGUAAGUAAGAUACAAAAGAGCGGUACUGGGGACAACAAUUUUGUCAAAUGGAACGGGUCAUUUCGGUCCGACCGACCAAGAUAAUGGAACGGUCAAAGUGGACCACCUUCAAAGCUGGUCCCAAAUGUUCCGGUUGGACCAAACCGAAAUGGUCCGUUCCAUUUGAUGUAACAACUGAAAUUUCUGGAGUUUUGGGUUGAAUGGAAAGUGCCCAUGAUGAGCUAGAUCCCAGCCAAUGUCAGCAAGCAGUAAAUUCUCUUCUCUUUUCCCUGUGAUGAUGUACAAUGCAGCCAGCAUAUAGUGGUGCAAUUUUUAGGAAGGCAAAAUAUGCUUCACUUUUGUACUGCCAUGCUCGUGUCUUUUUUUAUUUUAUCCCCUGACGAAAAUUGGGAGGUGUAGAAGUAGCCCCCUUUGAUUUGCCCAGACUCCUUCAUGGUUACAUGAGAAGACAAAUUCACACACCCAAACAAAAAAACCUGUAAUGCUGAUGAGCAAAACUUGUUUAACAUUACAGACCUUUUCAUCCCCUUGCUGAACAUUUCCUUUUCUCUCGUGACUUUUUAUGUCUGACUAAGCAGUGAUGUUAUGAGGAGAAAUUAGAAGCCUGGUAACACAACCCUUUUAUUCCUUCUCUCACAGGAAAGAAGAGACUGACUGCUUUGGCUGAAAACAGCAAGUAAGAAAGAGAAAAUACAUGUAGACCUUUUUGCCAAUUUGACAGCCAUAAUUAACAAAAGACUAUCAUGGGAUGUACAAGGGACACGGGUAUAUGUAUUUCCACAAACACCUUCAUUUUGGACAAUUCACACAAAGUUUGUUCAAUGUACGAUUCCACUCCAGUGAGAUAGUGGCGAUUUUUUAACCAUGUUGGGUUUUAAAAAUGGGCAUUUGUCAGUAAUUCAAAAAUGAUUAACUGGCGAGGGAGUGCAAAUUAAUAAUUAAGAGGCUUCAAAGUCUAGGCUCCCUAGUCAUGGGAAGUAAAGAUAAAAAUAAGUCUAAAUUUACAUAUAUGCCCUGUUUUUGAGGAGACCAACAGUUAUUGCUGCGUUCAAAUGUUCUUCAAACAAAACUUGACAUAAAAUGUGACAAAAAAGAAUGCCUUUCCUCUGCAUCUUAACUUUUUGAGAACAACACAAGUGGUUACACAAGCUGGGAACUACAUACUGGUACAAUGUACAUACUGGUUUACCCAGUUGGCAUCCCAUAAUACAAUGUGGUCUGUUAAGAUUACAGCCUGUGUAGAAAGUCAUGUCCGGUAGCCUGGGGCUAGUGAGUUUUGUUCUUUAAUAACUUGCCCAACGGGCAAGUGCUGUUUUUUGGGAAAAUUCAAAUCACAGAAGGAUUGUAAUCAAUCCUGCUAAUCAAAAAGGGUUUUGGGGCUAGUUGAAAUGACUUGUGGGCUGGUACAUGCUAGCUACAGCUUGCCCGAAUGGCAGGCUGUAAAACUGACUUUCUUUGCACCCUGAGAUUAGUUUAUUCAUGGGUCGGCCCUGGUAUCAGUAAGAAGGAGUCUAUUAAUUCUUUGUUUACAUGUAGAUUAUUGGGAUGGGAUUUCACAACACAUCAUGUUGUUACUUUGUAGAUACUUCAGACAAAGACUCAAGAAAAUGGGAUUUAUUGUUUAUGGUCAUGAUGCCUCACCAGUCAUCCCUCUUCUUCUUUAUAUGCCUGCCAAAAUUGCGUAAGUGUUAACAUGUAGUUCAAGAUUUUGACAGUAGUUUGUUAUUAUAGGCAAGCCUUCUGCUAGAGUGCUUGUUGAAUUGGUCAAAAUAAUAUAAGGCAUUAUGCUACAGUGCCAAAAAUAUGUAGAAUUUUUCAGAUGUGAUUUGAGCCAAGUGUGCAAAAAUAAGUCAGCGAGAAUUAUAUUUAGUCUUUUUAGCAUUAAAGUGACUUUAAGACAGUUGCCUGCAGUAGUGCUGUGUCUGUAUUACCUACAAAGGUAGCAUAUUAAAUUUUUUAACAUUAAUAUUAAUUUUCUGAAUAUUGGAUUUGAAAUAGUGUGAUGUGAGUGAUGUUUCUUAAGCAAAUGUCUUCUUAUAAGUUGUAUCUAGCAUAUUGCUUGAAAAAGUCAACAGCUAGUGAAUUAGUCAAGAUGUUCUUGUUAACAAGGAUUAUCGUCUGAUGUACAAUCAAACAUCAUUCAUGAUUCAUGUCAUGAAUACCGUAAAUACUUGAAUUAGCGCCCGGGGCACUUAUUUCAUUUUCUAAGGCAGGAGGGGGGCGCUGAUUCAAAGGGGGGCACUUCUUUGAAGCUGGGCGCUAAUUUGAGCAUUUACGGUAUUGAUUGGAGUGUAACAUGCUUUGCUGAAGUUGUUAACAUUGUUAACUAUUUGAGCCCACUGAGCUCAAUUUUGUGAUUGUUGUCACAAGGGUAUAUCCCUUUUCUAUAAUUUGUUUUUUAGUGCCUUUGGCCGUGAAAUGUUAAAGAGGAAUGUCGCUGUUGUUGUUGUUGGCUUUCCUGCCACUCCUUUGAUUGAGUCUCGUACCCGGUUCUGCAUGUCAGCAUCGCACACCCGUGAACAGCUGGAUAAGGCAAGUGAAAACAACAAUAGCUUAUAGCAAAAACAAAAUUGACUGUAACUCUUUUAAUUUAUACAUUUACUCUCAUCAGUUGACUUGUUUUACUCCCUUGAAUGACCAAAAUCAAAAGCAAGAAAAGUUUUGAAUUUAUUUUGUCAAAGUGAAUGUCAGAUUUCAAACUUUAUUAUACAAAUGUAUUAACAGAGAGCGUUUAUUUUCUGAAUGGGUACACCAUAGUGACAAGGCUGUCACAAAGGGUCAGGUGCCUGGGAUUUCCCCUGGCUACUAUGAGAGAAAACAAAAGGAAAAUACUGUAAAACAUAAAGAACUUAAAUCUUUGUAGCUCAGCAGUUUCCCACCUACUAACUGCUGUACCUGACAACUUGAAAUCUUGGUGACAGCAGUGAUAGAGGGUUCCUGCAGUCUUAAAAAUUCCUUGCAUUUUAGGGGGACUCCCUGAAAAGUCCUUACAUUUCUGUGCAAGUCCUUGAGAAGUCCUUAAAUUUUCUUUUACCCUGAAUGUGGUUGCCUGAAAAGUGUUUUUAAUGCUUCUUGUAAAUUGUGCACUUACAUAAUAUAGAUCAUAGCUCAGAGAAGUUAAAGGUGACUUUCAUAAAGCCUUUUUUGUUUUUUGCUAAAAUUACCUAUCAAUUUAAGACAAGUGAACUAAAAAAUGUAGAGAAGUUGGUGGAGCAAACAGCUCAAGCCUUUAAAGUCCUGUUAGAAUGGACUGGGAAUAUGCAUUUUUGUACAAUCUGUGACAUUAAUUUCCUAGUAGGUGGUCCUUGAAAAUUGAAUGUGGUCCUUGGAAAAUCCUCAAAAAAGGGUUGCAAUUUUUUGUAUGAACCCUGGUGGGGUGAAGCUAAAACGUUUGCUUAAUAUACAUUGCGGCAGUUCACAUCAUCUUCAUUCUAUGGUCAAUUACAUGGACCAUACUUUUGUGUAUUUAAAUGACAUAAACAACAUAAUUACCUCUCUCCCAAUGUACGUACGUGUACAUUUAUGGGUCUUCAUAGCUCAGGUGGCAGAGCGCUGAAACACUUAUGCAGAGGCCAUGGAUUCGAUUCCCUUUGAAACCUGAAAUUAAUUCUUUUUCGGCCUAAAUUUGCAAUAUUGCUCAAAUUCCUGUUUAUUAAAACUGUGGUGGUUAUAUCCUCGUUUAGAUUUAACAUAUUUUCCUCUUACAUUUUAGGCCCUUGAAGCCAUUGAUGAAGUUGGAGAUAUUCUUCAGCUAAAGUAUUCAAAGCAAACUAAAAACCUGAAAGCGUGA